AUGGAAAUCGUUUCUUCAAUUGCUGGCAAGAUUGCGGACUGUUUGUUUGUAGCUGCUGGCAGUCAACUUGGUUAUUUGUUUCAUUACAAUGACAACAUUAAAGACUUGAAAGAGCGAGUGGAGGAACUUAGUGGCUGCAGAGAGAGGGUGCAAGUGAAAAUUGAUAUUGCUAAAAGAAAUGGAGAAAGUAUCUUCAUUCAUGUUCAAAACUGGAUGAAAAAAGUCGAUAAGAACUCUAUAGAAGCCAAAAAGUUUUUUGAAAAUGAAGUCAAAACAAACAAGAGGUGUCUCAAGGGGUGGUGCAUCAAUCUCAGACAAUGUUACCGAUUCAGUAAGGAGGCAAAAGAGCUGGCCUUGGCAGUUUCUGAUCUUGUGCGGCAAGAAGUGGGACGGUUUGAGCACGUGUCCACUCCUGCUUCUCCAUCUGUCGUGGUAUCAUCGUCUUCAGUAUUUUCUUUUGGCCGUUUCGAAUCUCGAAACUCACUUAAGAAGCAAAUUCUGAAAACUUUAACUGAUGAUGAUAAUAUCAACAUAAUUGGAAUAUGUGGGAUGGGGGGCGUGGGUAAGACCACGCUGGUGAAAGAAAUCAGCCAACAAGUAGAAGAGGAAAAAAUAUAUGAAAAAGUAGUGAUGGUAGUUGUCUCUCAAAAACCAAUUAUUAUGAAGAUUCAAGACGACAUUGCUGUCAUUUUAGAUGCAACAAAGUCCUUACCGCAUUCUUCUGAAUUAGCAAGAGCCAAUUUCCUAAGAGACAGAAUCAAGGAGAAGAAGCGGAUCCUCGUAAUAUUUGAUGACGUUUGGGAAAGAAUUAAAUUUGAUGAGAUUGGUAUUCCUUCUUGGAGUGAUCAUAGAGGUUGUAAAAUUUUGAUCAUCUCUCGAAGCAUAACUGUUUGUAAUAAAAUGAGGUGUCAAAAGAAUUAUACAGUUGAGAUGUUAUCCGAACAAGAAUCUUGGGAUCUUUUUAGCAAAAGUGUUGGCUUGACUAAUGAAAACUCUGAUGAAAACCAGAUUGCAAGAGAAGUGAUUGCUAAAUGUGGUGGCUUACCUAUUGCAAUUGUCACAAUAGCAGGAGCUUUGAAGGACAAGAACAAACAUGCGUGGAGUAAUGCAGCUCGACAACUUAAAACAUCUAUUCUUGCAAGAAUCCCAGGAAUGGGGAGCGAUGUUAUAUCAUCUCUGAAACUAAGCUUCAACUGCUUAGAAAAUGAUGAGACAAAAUCACUUUUCUUGUUUUGUAGCUUAUUUCCAGAAGAUUAUAAAAUUCCAGUUGAAUGUUUGGUUCGAUAUGGGAUAGGUUUGAGGUGGUUUGGAGAUACCGAUGAAACAAUUGAAGGUGUCAGAGAUAGAGUACAUGCUAUUGUAAGUGACAUCACCUAUUCUUUUCUCCUAAUUUAUGGUGGUAAAAAUUGUGUUAAAAUGCACAACAUUGUCCGUGAUUUUGCAUUAACUGUAACCUCUAAAUAUGACCAUAAGUUCAUUGUGAAAGCUGGCACUCAUCUACAAGAGUGGCCAAGUCGAGAUACAUUUGAAGAAUUCAUAUGUAUCUCGUUGAUGGCAAAUUUUAUUAGGGAACUACCUGGGGGGUUGAAAUGCCCAAAUUUGCAAGUUUUAUUGCUUCAAGGAAAUAAAAAUUUGGUUAUCCCUGACUAUUUCUUUCAAGAAAUGAAAGAUCUCAAAGUUUUAGACUUGGGACAAACCAACAUUAGAUCAUUGCCUGUUUCACUUUCAUUUCUCAUAAAUCUUAGAACAUUAGUUAUUACUAAUUGCGAGUUGGGUGACCUCUCAAUGAUUGGGAAGGUAACAAAAUUGGAGAUCCUAAACCUUUCCUAUUCUUCUAUUGAAAAGAUCCCCAUUUCCUUUAGUCAAUUAAGUAAUCUCAAGUUGUUAGAUGUGAAUAAUUGUCGGCCAUUAGAACUAAUAACUCCUGGUGUUAUACAGUCUCUUCAAAAGUUAGAGGAGUUGUAUGUUAAUAGAUUUCAAAAUUGGAAAUCUGAAAGUGAAAAUUUGAGAAGCAAUGCCAGUCUUGUUGAGUUACAAGCCUUAUCUCGAUUGACUAAUUUGCAUAUUCAUAUUCCAAAUCUUGAUCUCUUGCCAAAAUUCUUGUCAUUUCAAAACCUAUUCAACUUUAGUUUACAAAUAGGUGGUGAUCCAUAUCUUCAGAAUUAUUUGGAUAUGAGUAGAUACUCAAGAACUAUGAUACUCCAACAAAUCAACAUUCCAAUGAUGCAAGAAUGGGUUAAAGGGUUGCUCAAAAAAACUGAGUUUCUAAUUGUUGAAACAAUUGAUAAUUUAGAGAGUGUUAGUCAUAACCUAGUUGAAGAAGGGUUUAAAUGA
Mangifera indica (mango) is the source of this 2334-nucleotide messenger RNA. RefSeq names its product disease resistance protein At4g27190-like. The transcript has a single exon. NCBI's taxonomy places the organism in Eukaryota, Viridiplantae, Streptophyta, Magnoliopsida, Sapindales, Anacardiaceae. The record is from RefSeq and is a predicted model, not a curated record. Bases 1 to 2334 code for a protein of 777 amino acids. Gene Ontology annotation, molecular function: ADP binding; protein binding.